This is a messenger RNA of Oncorhynchus mykiss (rainbow trout), 3161 nucleotides long. Lineage: Eukaryota; Metazoa; Chordata; Actinopteri; Salmoniformes; Salmonidae. The record is from RefSeq and is a predicted model, not a curated record.
UCCCUCUCUCAUCCUGUACCCCGGGGACACAAUAAACACUAGAACCACAUCCCACUCGUUGAGAGGGAGUGUAUGGGCAGUUCCAGCGUCUUAUGGGGCACUUUCACCUCUAUAAAAGAGGAACCCUUCGGUCUGCCCUCACAGACACAGCUGCCCUGCUGAAGGCUGGCAUGGCACUGAGUACAGGAGUGGUUCUCCUGCUGCUGGUGGUGGUGAUCAGGGGUAUGGCUGCUCCUGCACCAAUCUGCUCUCUGCUGGGCCAACCCGCUCUGCCUCUCCUGUCUGCCGAGGGGGACAUCAACAUUGGGGCAGUGUUCCCUCUACAUAGGAAUGCCCUCUUCAAGGUCCAUUCAUUCACCUCCAGACCAGAGAAAACACCCUGUAUAAGUUUCAACCAACGUGAGUUCCAGUUUGCACAGACCCUGAUCUUUGCCCUGGAGGAGAUCAACAACAGCAGUGAUCUGCUCCCAGGGCUGUCUCUGGGUUACCAGGUCUAUGACUCCUGUAGCUCUGCCCCUCUGGCCAUCCACUCAGCCCUGGCCCUGAUGAACAGCCCUGGGCCUGAGGACAGCCUGGGAGACCCUUCCUCCUGUUCCAGAUCUCCAGCCGUGUUGGGUAUUGUUGGGGAGUCAAUAUCCACAUCCACCAUCGGAAUAUCAUCCCUGGUCGGACCAUUCAACAUCCCUGUGAUCAGCCACUUUGCCACCUGUGCUUGUCUGAGUAAUAAAAAGAAGUUCCCUUCCUUCUUCAGAACCAUCCCCAGUGACUUCUACCAGAGCAGAGCCCUGGCAAAGCUGGUCAAACACUUUGGAUGGAACUGGGUGGGAGUGGUGAACAGCAACAAUGACUAUGGAAACAACGGCAUGGCCACAUUCAUGGAGGCAGCGUGGCAUGAAGGGGUCUGUGUAGAGUACCAAGAGUCCAUCCACCGCACAGACCCCAGAGAGAAGCUCCUGGAAGUCAUCAAGGUCAUCCGGAGGGCCACAGCCAGGGUGGUGGUACUGUUCGUGGGCUUGGGGGACAUCGUCCCCCUGAUGAAUGAGAUGGCCCUGGAGGGAGACCCAGGGCUGCAGUGGGUGGGCAGCGAGGCCUGGAUCACAGCCAGACUGCUGACGGAGAACAAGUCCUACGGCUUCCUGAGGGGAGCGGUUGGCUUUGCCAUCAGGAAUGCCAGGCUGGAUGGUCUGGAGCAGUUCCUAGACAAGGUGCACCCCUCCCAGGUGCCAGACAACACCCUGCUCAGGGAGUUCUGGGAGACUGUGUUCCAGUGCUCCUUCGAGGGGGGCAGCAGCAGGCUGUGCACAGGAGCAGAGAGCUUAGCAAAGCUGAACAACCAAUACACUGACAUGUCAGAGCUGAGAAUACCCAAUAAAGUAUACACAGCUGUAUAUGCGAUUGCACACGCUCUACACAACCUACUGACAGACUUAAAGAAUGACACAGACAGCGGCAAAAUACCAGUCUACACACCACAGCAGGUGCUAAGGUACCUGAAGGAGGUGAGGUUUAGAGUAAAGACAGGAGAGGAGAUCUGGUUUGAUGAUAACGGAGAUGUGGUGGCGUGCUACGACCUAUUGAACUGGCAGCAGGAGGAGGAUGGGACCAUGCAGUUCCAUGUUGUGGGGCUGUAUGAUUCCUCGAUGCCCCCUGAACAGCGCAUUACCUUCAACAAGGGAAAACUGGUCUGGGCAGGGGGCCAGGCAGAGGCACCUGCAUCAGUGUGCAGUGAGAGCUGUCCCACAGGCACUCGUAAGGCUGUGCAGAAAGGAAAGCCUGUAUGCUGUUAUGACUGUGUACCAUGUGCGGAGGGAGAGAUCAGUAAUAUCACAGAUUCUAACGGCUGCUAUCGAUGUGACUUGGAGUAUUGGUCCAAUGAAAAAAGGGACCUCUGUGUGUUGAAACCAGUUGAAUUCCUCUCCUAUGAAGAAAUUAUGGGCAUAGUUCUGGUGUUUUUCUCCUUACUGGGGUCCGGUGUUACUACUCUGGUAGCUGUGGUGUUUUCAAUUCAUAAGGACACUCCCAUCGUCAGGGCCAACAACUCUGAGCUGAGCUUCCUGCUGCUCUUCUUCUUGACUCUUUGUUUUCUGUGUUCUCUUACUUUCAUUGGCCGGCCCUCUGAAUGGUCCUGUAUGCUGCGUCACACAGCGUUUGGGAUCACCUUUGUCCUCUGCAUCUCUUGUGUUCUGGGGAAAACAAUAGUGGUGUUGAUGGCCUUCAGGGCUACACUUCCAGCCAGUAAUAUCAUGAAAUGGUUUGGUCCUACACAGCAGAGACUUAGUGUUCUGGCUUUCACUCUCAUACAGGUCCUGAUCUGUGUACUUUGGUUAACAGUCUCCCCGCCUUUCCCCUACAAGAACAUGAAGACCUAUAAGGAAAAGAUAAUUCUAGAGUGUGAUGUGGGUUCAGCUAUUGGUUUCUGGGCUGUGUUGGGGUAUAUAGGACUCCUGGCUCUCUUGUGCUUUGUGCUGGCUUUUCUGGCUCGAAAGCUUCCUGAUAACUUCAAUGAGGCCAAAUUCAUCACCUUCAGCAUGCUCAUAUUCUGUGCAGUCUGGAUUACCUUUCUCCCAGCUUAUGUCAGCUCUCCUGGGAAGUUCACUGUAGCUGUGGAGAUAUUUGCUAUUCUGGCCUCCAGUUUUGGUUUACUUUUCUGCAUUUUUGCUCCUAAAUGUUUCAUCAUAUUGCUGAGGCCAGAGCAAAACACCAAGAAACAUAUCAUGGGGAAGACAUCCAAUGACAUACGAUAUUAAAGAAACAUAUUUUGGGAAAGGCGUCAACCAAAGCCCUUUAGGAUGAAUACUGACCAUUGGCUUAUUCAAAGUCGUUCUAUAAUAAACACAGACACAUCAUAUCUAAGUCAGUCAUGGCUUAACCUUAUCCCCAGGCUCAAUUGAUACCAAAAAAAGAGCCUGGAAACAUUGUGCAAUGAAGUGUUACUUGAAAGGGGAAGGGUUCAAAUCAAGGAUAGAGAGAGCCUGCUACAGUUUGACUAUGAAAACUGCAGAAAACCUCACAAUGAUCAUAUGACUUUUAGGAAGCCCCGACUGAUUCUGAGUUUGGGCAUAUUUCUUAUUUGAUUUAUUUCACCUUUAUUUAACCAGGUAGGCUAGUUGAGAUGAAGUGCUCAUUUACAAAUGCGACCUGGCCUAGAUAAAGCAAAGCAG